CGGCCCCGUCCAAGCGAGCCCUGCCAUGAAAGCCAUCAGCCCGGUGCGCUCCGUGCGGAGCUGCUACGAGGCCGUGUGCUGCCUCUCGGACCAGAGCUUGGCCAUCGCCCGCGGCAGCAGCAACAAGAGCCCGGCGCUGGAGGAGCCCAUGAACCUGCUCUACGAUAUGAACGACUGCUACUCGAAGCUGCGGGAGCUGGUGCCGGGCAUCCCGCAGGGCACCAAGGUGAGCCAGGUGGAGAUCCUCCAGCAUGUCAUCGACUACAUCUUCGACCUGCAGAUCGUGCUGGAGGAAGAGGCCAAGGGCUGCGACCCUUCCCCCGAGGGCACCCUGCUCUCCUUGAAGGCAGCCGGACUCGCCUCCGAACUCCGCGCCAAAGACGAGAGAAGUUUGUGUCACUAACGUCGCCUCUACCAGCAAACACGCAGCGAGUGUCGGUUCCUGAUUCGUUAUCAGCCGGAGG
Tinamus guttatus (white-throated tinamou) is the source of this 464-nucleotide messenger RNA. RefSeq names its product inhibitor of DNA binding 3 (gene ID3). Gene Ontology annotation, molecular function: protein dimerization activity; transcription regulator activity. The record is from RefSeq and is a predicted model, not a curated record. Gene Ontology annotation, cellular component: nucleus; cytoplasm. Lineage: Eukaryota; Metazoa; Chordata; Aves; Tinamiformes; Tinamidae. Gene Ontology annotation, biological process: cell differentiation; circadian regulation of gene expression; negative regulation of transcription by RNA polymerase II.